CAUCGCAGUGAAUCAUCCUGUAUGUUUCUGUUCAAUUUUUGGAAAUUUAUUUCUUUGCAGUUUCAUGAAUAACAUGAAUUGGUUAUUGAACCUUCGGUUGAAUAAAGAAUGAUGAAAAAAAUCUACCAUAAUUUGAACAAUGUUUUUUUUUGUGUUCCACAUCAGAGGUCAUCGUCUUUAAUAAUCACCAUGUUUUUCGCUAUAAUGACCACCCCUUUGCUUAGGCACGAAUUCUAGCGAUCACGUAAGUCUCCACCUUCCCUAAAUUAUAAAAACCUAUCGAUCGACCCAGUUCCAAAGCUAAGCGUAUCUUAGUCACAAUCCAACAGUUCUGUCCACAACAUUCCGAUUUCGUCUUCGAAAUGGCACCCAAGCUAUAUGUCAUGCCAGCAAGCCCCCCAUGUAGGGCUGUAAUGAUGUUGGCUAAGGAGAUCGAUCUAGAAGUUGAAAUUGAGGAGAUAGAAAGAGGUCAGCUAAAAACACCCGAGAUGCUAGAGCUAAAUCCUGAACACACAGUCCCUAUACUAGUCGACGACGAUUUUGUUGUAUGGGAGAGCCAUGCCAUCAUGCCAUAUCUAGUAGGAAAAUAUAGCGACAAAGAAUCGCUCUAUCCAAAAGACGACAUUUGCAAGACUGCUAUUAUCAACCAACGCAUGCAUUUUGAAUCUGGAGUUCUUUUUCAACGAUGCACAACCGCAAUUGCACCAUUGUUCCAAGGAAUAGGCGAUAUCAGCGAUGAUGAUCGCGACAAAAUCAUCGAGGCAUUUGGUUUCAUCGAAAACUACCUAGAAAAAACGCCGUAUGUGGCUGGCGACGAAAUGACAGUUGCAGACCUCAGUAUCCUUUCAACAGUGGCAUCUAUAGAGCUUGUGAUACCUGUAGAGGAGGAAAGAUUUCCCAACUUGUCCAGUUGGGUAAAAAGUGGCAAAGAACUGAGCUACUUUGAAGAGUGUAACUCAAAGGGUUUGGCUGAACUUAAAGAUUUGAUUGAUGCCGCUUCGGCCUAAAAAUUUUACCGCUGAAAAUUUGGCGCACAUUUUCAACGAGUGAAGUAAAUUGUUAGAAUCAAAAGCAUAGUUUUAUAUUCAUUCAUUUCGAUUUAUGGAGUUUCAUAUGGUAUUGUUCAAGUGUUCAUUGCAAUAAUCGAAUAAAGGAUAGAUAAUUAAGA
This is a messenger RNA of Harmonia axyridis, 1168 nucleotides long. RefSeq names its product glutathione S-transferase D2-like. Gene Ontology annotation, molecular function: glutathione transferase activity. The coding region runs from base 363 to 1007 and encodes 214 amino acids. Lineage: Eukaryota; Metazoa; Arthropoda; Insecta; Coleoptera; Coccinellidae. The transcript is spliced from 3 exons. The record is from RefSeq and is a predicted model, not a curated record. Gene Ontology annotation, biological process: glutathione metabolic process.